AUGGUUGGUCUUAUACUCAAAACUCAAUCCCAGCUAUCGAAACUUUCGUUCCCUUCAACGACUUUGCACGACAAGCUACUCAAAGGAAAUCUAGACAAGCUGGAAGAUUUGACACUUCUACAACAAGAAGCAGAUCGCCAUGCCGAUGCCAAAUGUUUGGCUUUCACUCCCGUUCUCCGAAGACUCGCAAUCAAACCCAAGGCUCAAGAUGCACAUAACGGAAGACCCUACUCCUGGAGUAUGCCAAAACUGGAAGUGCUCUUGGAUCUACGCAAUAUCGAGAUCCACUCUGCUUUUAUCGAAAAGCAAGAGGAUUGCUUCGGCGGUAUGACCAACCUGAGUAGCCUACAAAGUCUGCUUCUGAGUAACUGUUCGGAUAUGCCGCGCACCGUACAGUGCCUCGCCGAUGAGUUUUUCAAAUGCGACAAGCCCGCACUCAACUCAGUCAUCUUCCGACAAUUGAACGGUCUGGAAGGAGGGAAGCCAUUCAACACCGAAAUCGAACACUUUCUUGAAGCCGUUCCGACACUCGAGACUCUCUGCAUCACCACAAUCAAGGCCAUACGCCCGUCUAUUGGUAGCAUCUGCCGCCACGGAGAAUCUCUGCGCUACCUGCACAUUGAUCACUUCCCCAAUCUUUACGAGUACAGAGGUCUCUAUACGGGAAAUGUCGAACGGUAUACGCCUCAAGAGCUUGAGAGGCUCGUGGCAAGUUGUCCGCGCAUUGAAGCGCUCAGUCUUAAUCUUGUUGAUUGGGACCUUGGAGACUAUACUGCAUAUGACACUUUCAAUGUGCACGAUACCGGACGAGGUUUACAGGAGGAUGUGAAAGUUUCCGAUCUCUUACUACCUCUCACCCAACUACGCAACCUCCGCAAUCUCCGUAUUACCCAUCCUUUGUUUCAAGCACAAAAUGAGGAGCAGGAGGAGACAUAUGACUACAUCAUCCACAGACAUCAACUCCGCUAUCAACAAGUAGCCAAUGUCAUCAUGGAGUUUUUUGCAGACCACGAAUCGCCCAUCGAGCUUCUUGCCUUUGGUCCGGGCUACUGGCCAGAAGAUACAUACUCGUCGGCGGGCUGGAUGGACAUGAAUGGGCAUUCAUUUCCCGACUUCUCCUACCGUCGCGGAAUAGUGACAGUAGCAAUGCGCGGAGGAAAGCAGAUUUCGCGCGCUGUUGCCGUUCCCAUGCUAGAACAAGGCCAACAUGAGGCUAUGCUUUUCUGGAAGUAA
Molecule: messenger RNA, 1233 nt
Organism: Alternaria metachromatica
Lineage: Eukaryota; Fungi; Ascomycota; Dothideomycetes; Pleosporales; Pleosporaceae
Exons: 2
Coding region: 1-1233 (410 amino acids)
Source: RefSeq, a predicted model, not a curated record